Molecule: messenger RNA, 1728 nt
Organism: Eurytemora carolleeae
Lineage: Eukaryota; Metazoa; Arthropoda; Copepoda; Calanoida; Temoridae
Product: catalase
Exons: 17
Coding region: 62-1594 (510 amino acids)
Biological process (GO): hydrogen peroxide catabolic process; response to hydrogen peroxide
Cellular component (GO): mitochondrion; peroxisome; cytoplasm
Molecular function (GO): heme binding; catalase activity
Source: RefSeq, a predicted model, not a curated record
UUCCUGACCUCAGCGACCUCGGCAGUUCGAUACAAGAUCAAAUAUUAAAAAAUUGUUAAAGAUGGGACGUGAUAAAGCAACAAACCAGCUCAAGGAUUACGAGAAAAAAAAUAAUGGAACUGAUGUCCUGACUACAGGUCAUGGUGCUCCAGUCGCGGAUAAAAUAAAUUCUAUAACUGCAGGACCUAGGGGACCAAUCCUUCUCCAGGAUCAUGUUCUAAUUGAAGAGCUGGCCCACUUUGACCGUGAGAGGAUUCCUGAAAGAGUUGUUCAUGCAAAGGGAGCUGGAGCAUUCGGAUACUUUGAGGUUACCCAUGAUAUAUCCAAGUAUUGCAAAGCAGCAGUAUUUGAUGCUAUUGGUAAACAGACCCCUGUAGCGGUCAGAUUCUCAACUGUUGGAGGAGAGAGUGGGUCAGCUGAUACUGCCAGGGAUCCCCGAGGGUUUGCUGUGAAAAUGUAUACUGAGGAGGGAAACUGGGAUAUUGUUGGAAAUAAUACUCCAAUAUUCUUCAUCAGAGAUCCUUUACUGUUCCCCAGCUUUAUUCAUACACAGAAAAGGAAUCCAGUCACACAUCUCAAGGAUCCUGAUGCGUUCUGGGAUUUUAUCUCCUUGAUGCCGCAAACUACUCACCAGGUUUCAUUCCUCUUCUCAGAUAGAGGAACUCCAGUUGGAUACAGACAUAUGAACGGUUAUGGAUCUCACACCUUCAAACUGGUAAACAGUGAUGGGAAACCAGUCUAUUGUAAAUUCCAUUUUAAAACUGAUCAGGUAAAAAUGUUAGGCCCGAUAGGUUCAACCGUUUUGGCGUCUAAUAUUAGAUACAAACGGAAAUUCAGGGAUCUAUAUAAUUGUAUUGCUGGAGGAGAGUUUCCCUCCUGGACUAUGUAUAUUCAAGUAAUGAGUUUCAAGCAAGCUGAAAACUGGACCUUUAAUCCUUUUGAUUUAACCAAGGUUUGGCCCCAAGGUGAAUUUCCUCUACUUCCUGUUGGUAAACUAGUUCUCAACAGGAAUCCUCAAAACUAUUUUGCAGAAGUUGAACAAAUAGCAUUUAGUCCUGCUCAUCUAGUUCCUGGUAUAGAACCAAGUCCAGAUAAGAUGCUGCAGGGUAGACUUUUCUCGUACAACGAUACUCACAGACACAGGCUCGGACCUAACUUUGAUCAGAUUCCGGUCAACUGUCCCUACAGGGCUAAUGUCAGGAACUAUCAGAGGGAUGGACCAAUGACUGUUCUGGGAAAUCAAGCUGGAGCACCAAACUACUUUCCAAACUCAUUCUCAGGACCAAACCAAACCAGACGAGGGGAGAUGGUAGAGUUCCCUGCUACAGGAGAUAUUGGUAGAUAUAACUCUACUGAUGAAGAUAACUUUACACAAGCUGGUGUAUUCUGGAGAAAUGUUCUCAAUGAUGAUGAGAAAGAGCGUUUAGUUGAUAAUAUUUCUUCACAUCUCUGCAAUGCACAGAAAUUCAUUCAGGAUCGAGCAAUCAAGAACUUUAGUUGCGUGGAUCCUGAAUAUGGAAGAAGAAUUCAAGAAAAUAUUAACAGGAGAACUAAGAGAAGUGAAGGGAAUAUGGUUCAUCAGUCUAAUCUGUAGUUUGAAUAUUACAGUCUAUGUACUGAGUUAACCACAGAUCCAUUUAUGCAUUUAUCAAAUAUUUAUCAAUAUAAUCUAAAAACAUUUAUUCAACUUUACAAUGGGAAACAUCCUAAUAAAGUAUAAUUAUUUAA